AUGUCCGAAUACUUUGAACGAAACCCUGAAACUUGGAGUAUUAUUGAUUUCUUAAGCAAAAGUGAGGUAGAACCAUGUGACGCGAAGAUAGAUAAAUACACUAAAAGCCUCAAAGCCAUCGCUAAUGACCAGCAAGGGGAAAGGGCUAAAAAAGCGCAAUCGCUUCUCGACAAUUUUAUACUGGCAAGUAACAUUUCUUUGAAAUCGUGGCGUGAACGGAGGCCUGUUAGGUUGCUGCUAGCUGAUCCAGCACUGGACCCACUGAGGCACAGUUGGCCUGAUAGGUUGGCUGAUGUUUCACAAAUUUACAUCCACCAACCGAAUCUAAAUGCGGAGACUGUAGUAAAUGGAGGAACGGUUAAAAAUAUAAACGGUGAAGUAAAACUUAUGUCAAGAAGAGAUCAGAAUGAGGCCAAAACCACAAAGGACACGCUAUCAUCACCAUCUGGGGUGCAAAACUCAUCAUCAGGCUCAGGAAAGUGCAAGACCACGUACUCCGCCUCAUCAAAUUCGCUUUACAUCCGAAAACAAGAUUUAAUUAAACGAUUAAGGCAAGAAAAGUUGCGAACGAAAUCCACUUAUGAACCGACAACAAAUAAGCUUUUAAUGGAUAGAUUAAAAAUCAAACGUGAUUAUAAAUGGGAUUCCGUCACUAAUGAGACCACAGAAUAUAUCGAUGAAUUAAUCGAUAAUUCUGAUACUCGUAAUAAAUUCCAUAGCAAACUUCAACUUCCUUUUGUUCCACUGGAUGAACCUUAUUCAUUUGAUAAGCAUUAUGAGAUGAACUGGAUGAGAUGUCGUUGGCAUCUAUUGAACGUAAGAACAGAUCAAGAGAAAAAUCGGGAAAAAAAAUCUGGACACAAGAUUGAUGUUCUUUUCUGUAUUGAUAAUAUGGAGUACUUUGGCUCAGAAACGUAUACUGACGAAGAUCUUAGUAACUCAAAACCAAUUUCCUAUAAACAAAAGCUUUUUCGUGAAAUGAAAGAUCAACUUGAUUGUCUCCUGAAGAGUUUAAAUUUUACAAAAGAGUCAUUGAAGAAGUAA
Molecule: messenger RNA, 1044 nt
Organism: Acaulospora morrowiae
Lineage: Eukaryota; Fungi; Glomeromycota; Glomeromycetes; Diversisporales; Acaulosporaceae
Source: the annotation of a GenBank genome assembly